Messenger RNA from Diachasmimorpha longicaudata, 4455 nucleotides. RefSeq names its product nidogen (gene Ndg). Gene Ontology annotation, biological process: cell-matrix adhesion. Bases 103 to 4173 code for a protein of 1356 amino acids. Lineage: Eukaryota; Metazoa; Arthropoda; Insecta; Hymenoptera; Braconidae. Gene Ontology annotation, molecular function: calcium ion binding. The transcript has 20 exons. The record is from RefSeq and is a predicted model, not a curated record.
ACGAAUUUAUCGCAGUCUGAAGAGUGUGGUUCUCUGGAAGAGUUCGAGAUAAGUCGAAAAGCUUCAAUAAGAUAGUGUGAUUCCCCUGCAUUUGCCACGAGGAUGGCGACUAAAGCAUUAUUAUUACUAGCAUUCAUUGUUAUUCCAUCGGCCCUUGGUCUGAGCAAGGAUGGCCUCUACCCCUACACAAGUGGAGGCGCUCAAACCCUUCAGACAGAUCACAACGGCCAACUAGGAUCCAGCGAAAUACAAUUGAAAACAUCCAUCAAUUUCUAUGAUAAAGUUUACAACAGUAUUUUCGUAAACGGAAAUGGUGUCCUAUCGUUCAUUCGAUCAAUGCAGAGAUUCUUCAACAUAGCUUUUCCACUGGACGAUCCGGUGAUCGCUCCCCUGUACACCCACGUGGACACCCGGGGUUCUGGAGCAAUAUACUACAGUGAAACAGAUGACCCAGAGGUUCUUUCACGUGCUGGGGGUAUGGUCCGCAGUGCCUUCAAGAAUACUGAUAAUUUCGAUCCAACCAAUGUGUUCCUGGCGACGUGGCUCGACGUGGGGUAUUACAACGAGAAGAGCGAUAAAGUCAAUACCUAUCAAGUGGCGAUAUCAUCCAAUGGCACGCAUUCGUACAUUGAACUUCUAUAUCCCAGUGGUAGUAUUCAGUGGAUUCAGGGUGAAUCUCAUCCGAAUGGAUUGCCAGAUGCCAAAGCACAGGCUGGAUUCAUGAGUGAGGGGAGAAUGUACACGUUGAAAGGAUCGGGAACCGAUCAAAUUCAAAAUAUCGACAAGUGGUCCAACGUCAACAGACCCGGCCAAUGGGUUUACCAGAUAGGGCCAAUUCCCGAGGGACAGAACAUCAAAACUCCCAACAAUAUCGACAUGGUUAACAAAAUGUUUCCAGAUUCCAACAUUCAAACGGACCAGACCUGCAUGACUGGGGCAACAACAUGCCACAGUAAAGCGACAUGCAUGGAUUACGAGUACGGUUUCUGCUGCAGUUGUAAGCCAGGAUUUUUUGGCAACGGAAAGUCCUGUCAGCCCAAUGAUUUACCACUCCGAGUAAUUGGUAAAGUCUCGGGUCGAAUAAAUGGUGAAGAAUUGCCCUCCCGCGAUCUCCAGUGUUACGUGCAGACGAAGGAUGGACGUACCUAUACAGCUCUAUCACGUAUCCCAGAGAGUGUGGGCCAGGACUUUCAAUUAUUAGGGACCCUGGGUGGAGUAAUUGGGUGGCUAUUUGCUAAACCAAUGGGAGAGAUAAAAAAUGGCUACCAGCUAACAGGUGGACUGUUCAAUCACACAGCUGAGUUGGUGUUCGAUUCAACAGGAAGCAGAAUAACAAUAAGAAGUAUUUACCUGGGUCUUGACGUUUUUGGCCAAUUGAAGAUGGAAGCUGAUAUUCAGGGAACAUUACCAACCCUUCCACCAGACUCUCGAGUUGACUACGGUGAUUACGAGGAAGUUUACACUUCGAACAGGAGAGGAGCACUUCGAUCCCACAGCAGCCGGAAGUACAAACUCAGUGGGAAUCCGACUGAAUACCCGUUCUCAGUCGAUCAGACCAUAACUUAUCAGGACUGCACUCAUGUUAAAUCCAGUGGAGACAAUACGACAAAGUUGAAGUUCUCGCGGGGACUGACUACUUACGAGGCGCGAGAAGGAAUCAUCAGAUUUGCUAUGAACUCCAAAAUGACACCGCUGGAGGAGGAGGAUCCUUGCAUCCAGGGGAGGGAGACUUGUGGGGAGCACAGCUCGUGUGUCGUUGAUGGAGAUGAUUUCAGAUGUGUCUGUAAUACCGGUUACCAACAACUUUACGAAGAGGACGGGACAGCGAACUGCGUUGAUAUCAACGAGUGCACAGCUGGUUAUCACUUGUGCUCCCCGGAUGCUCAAUGUAUGAACAACGAGGGAGGUCACACCUGCCAGUGCAGACCAGGAUUUUCAGGAGACGGAAGAAUCUGCGAAAGGCUCGGCAGCUGCGACGAUACCCGCUGUGGAGAAUACGAGGAAUGUCGGAUAGUGAAUGAACAGCCGAUCUGCUCAUGCGUCGCUGGAUUUGUGAAGGGAGAUCAGGGUUGCUUCCCACCUGAAGAUCCCUGCAAUUUGGCGAACAAUUGUUCACCCCAGGGUGAGUGUACCUACGACCACCAAAAGCAGUCCCACGUGUGUCUAUGUCUCCCCGGAUUUGUCGGUGAUGGAUACAACUGUUACCCUGAACAAACCCCAGAAUCAAUUUGUGUUAAUGGAGUCUGCUGGUGUCCACCAUCGUGGGAACUGCGUGACAACAUGUGUACUAAAUCGCAGAGUCAAAAUUUAGGGUCCACUACGAGCGGCCCCCAUCGAGAUCUAUCAGCACGACCACAACCGGAAUGUUAUAAGGAUAAUUGUAUUUGUCCACGGGGCUAUGACUAUGAUGCCGAGGAUCAUACUUGUGAACCACAGCCUGGAUACAAGCACGACACAAUGGGUCCUACUGGAAUGCAAUUAUCUUGCAACGUGGUUAACACAUGUCACCCAUACGCUCAAUGCGUAUUCAUCACCAGUACCGAGGAUUACGAGUGUCAGUGCAACGAAGGUUACGAAGGUGAUGGGAUUGAAUGCAUCAAGGCAGAUGUAUCCUGUAUGGAAGUUGAAAUUUGCGAUCCAAACGCAUCAUGCAGACCCGACGAGACCAUUCCCAAGUGCGUCUGCAAUCCUGGAUUCGAGGGGGAUGGAACUACUUGCAGCCCAAUCGAUGCCUGCAGUGAUCACUCAGAGUGCGGACAUCACGAGAUAUGUUCCUACAGUCCAUCAAAAUCCCGUUACGAAUGCACAUGCGAUGUGGGAUUUGAUAUGGUGAAUGGCCAAUGUACAGUUGCUGAUUGCUCCACCAAUCCAUCACAAUGUCACGUCAAUGCCCAGUGUAUAACAAUAAGUGGUGAAGGUUACAAGUGCGUCUGUAACCCUGGAUUCCACGGUGAUGGAAUAAAUCAGUGUGUUGAAGAUCACAUUGGUUGUAAUGUCGUUAAUAAUUGCGGAAGUAAUGCUGUCUGCGGGUACAAUCAAACGUCUGCUAACUACGCCUGCAUGUGUUUGCCGGGAUUCUACGGGGAUGGAUUUAUAUGCAAACCCCAAGUGUCCUGUCGUCAAAAUCCUGAAUAUUGUUCUCGAGAUGCCACAUGUUUACCAGUAACACCAACUCACUUCGCUUGUGUCUGCAAGGAUGAGUUUUACGGUGAUGGAGUCGAGUGCAAACCUAAGCCUAAACACUCCGCCAAUUUUCUGCUGGUCAAUCAGGGUAUGGCGACCCUGAGAAUUCCGUAUUUCCCGACUGCAGUUUACCCAGGAUCACCGAUCAACUUGGCUUACUCGCAGAUGGCCAUCGCCAUCGACAUCGAUUGUCCGAAUGGAACGGCUUACUCCAGUGAUAUAACUGGAGCCAAAAUAAUCUCCCUCACGUACAACGGUUCAUCGAUCCAAACUUUCAUGACUGACGUGAGCAGCCCUGAGGGCAUUUCCAUUGACUGGGUAUCACGAAACCUCUUCUGGACGGAUUCUGGAAGAGGAACCAUCGAAGUGGCGAGUUUAGAAACGAAGAAGAGAAAGGUCCUCAUAUCGGACGGUCUUGUGAACCCUCGAGGCAUCGCAGUCCACCCGUACCGUGGAAAGAUCUUCUGGUCCGACUGGAAUCGCAUGACACCGAAAAUCGAAUGGUCCAACGAGGAUGGGACACAAAGAGAGGUAUUCCUUCAAGGAGAUGACGUCAAACUUCCGAAUUCUUUGGCGAUUGACUGGACAACUGACGAGUUGUGCUGGGCUGACGCAGGAACUUUCACAAUCAGUUGCACUCCCAUCGACAAUAAACGAGUCCACAUUAUCGAGAAGGAUCUGGCUUACCCCUUCGGUCUGGCUAUUUCUGCUGAUAAUUACUACUGGACAGACUGGAAAACGCAUAAAAUCGAAGCGAUGUCAAAGCACACAAAUGAAAGACUAAAGUCCCUGCCAAUACCUCCCGGUGGCAGUGGAAAACUGUACGGAAUCACUUCAGUACCUGAACAAUGUCCACGACUAUCGAAUGUCUGUCAAUACGAGAAUGGACGAUGCCACAAGGAUCAGCUGUGUUUGCCCGAUGGACGAGGAGGUAGAACCUGUGCCUGUGCCGACAGUACCACUGGUCCUUGCACCGAGUCGCGAUCGUAGUUGGAUAAUUUCCACUGAUGCACGAUAAAUCAAUGUGUCACAAUGCAUAAAUCAUUAAGAAUUCGUUAUCGUAGGCUAGUUAACAAUGAUAAAAGUAUACUAACAUCUCUGAUAUCAACUACCGAAUGUAAUCAUAAUUUCAUUAUUAUUGUAUUUUAUUCAAUUAAUUUUUAUCCUAGUUAUAAUUAUGGAAAUUAUAAUUAUGGAAUCAUCGAAUCUCUCUGUAAUGAGCCUCAUUUUGUAUUUUUAGUUCGAGGAAAAUAAAAUAUUUUUUACUCCUGA